AUGAUGGGUUGCAUGAUUGGCGGCGCUACUGGCGUGCUCAUUGGAGGAUUUUCUGCAUUCCGAAUGGGAUUGAGAGGGAAAGAAAUGCUAAUUCAGACCGGAAAAAUUGUGGCACAAUCAGGCGGUUCAUUUGGAAUUUUCAUGUCAGUUGCACAAGGACUUCGGUGUUAG
This is a messenger RNA of Ostertagia ostertagi, 171 nucleotides long. NCBI's taxonomy places the organism in Eukaryota, Metazoa, Nematoda, Chromadorea, Rhabditida, Trichostrongylidae. The record is from the annotation of a GenBank genome assembly.